AUGAGAAGAAAGUUGGUGUUCAGUGGAUGGGGCUCGAAAGACCUGCUCGAGUUCCUUGCUUCAAUAGGGAAGGAGACGGCCGAGCAAUUGUCUCAACAAGAAGUCGUCGGGAUAAUUUCCAAGUACUGUGCUGAUAACAGCCUGUUUGAUCCGGAGAAGAGGAAGAGGAUUCUCUGUGACGCAAAACUUCAGACACUUUUCAGGCGGAAGUGGAUCAGUAAGAAUGGCAUCCAUACACACGUGGGGAAGCAUUUUGCCGAGAACCAAUCGGAUGAUCAUGGUGAUGAUGAUGAUGCGAUGGAGGUAGAUGAACAGGUUGAUCAGGGGCUUGAAGUUGGUGAAGGGAGUGGUGAGAAUUAUGUAGCGUCGUCUGGUGAGAAGAGGAAGAGGAAAUCAAGGCCCAAAGCUGGUUGCCAGAAGUUGGGGAAGGAGGUUAUGGUUGUGCGAAAAGGGUUGUUUGCAUCGGUUACUGCUGAGAAUAUCAAACGCGUUUACCUGAGGAAGAAUGUGUUGGAUGAGUUGAUGAAGGAGACGGAGAGCUUCGAUGCUAAAGUUGUGGGAUGUUUUGUGAGGAUCAAGACUGAUCCUUAUGACUACUCUAGGACAACCUCCCAUCUGCUUGUUUUGGUGAAAGGUAGUUCUCCCAUUUUCAUUGCUGUUGUUGGUGUAAAGAGAACUCCAGGAAAUGCUGAAAUGGGGGAUUCUGUUCUUCUGGAGGUUUCCUGUGUGCUGAAAGAUGUACCCAUUUCUAAGGUUUCUGAUGAUAAUUUCACUGAGGAUGAAUGUGAGGACCUGCGUCAACGAGUUAAGGACGGCCUGCUUAAAAGGCCUCUGAUUGCAGACUUUGAGGAGAAGGCUCAGAGUCUCCAUGAGGCUAUAACAAGAGAUGUAUGUACCCUUAGUUCCUUGUUCAAGAAUUACAUUCUUCUAUUUUCCUUUUUCAAUGUUUAUAGAAAGUUUUGCAAACCCUUAACUAGUUCCCUGCCUACGCUUGCCGAGUACUGGGAAACAUGGAACAAUCUCCAAACACCCGAGGAGCAAUCUCGGCUGCUACAGAAAUUCCCAGAGAUCGAUGCAGAUGAAGAGGCGGCUGAAUCAGCAUGCAAGGAAAUACCAAGGCAUGAAGAGCAAGCAACGUUUCUACAACCAGGAGAAGUUUUGAUAAAAGCGAAACCAUCCAAAUGUCUAAUCAGAGAGGGAACUUCGAGUCCACGCAAUGUGGUGGAAGCUACAGGAAAUGCCAUUAAAGCUGCUCAAACCUCUCCUCCUGCUCGUACUGCAUCACUUUCUCCUGACAACAACGUGGUGGAUAAAAUCAGGGAAGAGGGGAUCCAAAAGGUGGUCGUAAACACCCAGAAACAUAUAUUCCUUCCUCCUGACAACAUGGAGAAAACCAGACAAGAGGAUCUCCGAAAAAAGGCGGCCAAAACUACUGAGAAAGAAACACCUGCAGCAGUACCCUUUCCCAUGGAAAAAAGCAUAGAGAAAGAUGCACCCAAAGUGGCAUCAAACACAGAUGAGCAAACCGGCAAAGAGCCGAGCCAAAAGACCGAAAAGUGUGCUACAGGAAAGAUCGAGAUCAUCGAUCUGAGCGACGAUGAUAAUACAAGACCUGCCGCCAUCAACAAUCAAGCAGCAGCAACAGAAAACGUCAACGCCAAAAUGUGGCACUGCAUGAGUGUACGACAAGGACUGCGUCUUGGAGGGCUCUACCCCAUCUCUCUGCUGAGGAAAUGGAGAGAUUCCAGCUCCAACCCUUCGGCACUGCACUUCAAGGUCUGGAAGGAGGGACAGAGAGAGGAAGAAGCAAUUCUUCUGGAAGAGGCAAUUCGUCGCGCCUAUGGUUUGAAGUGAAAAAAUAGUCAUCUCUAUGCGCCCGUCUGGGAUACCCUGGUUUUUGGGAUAAGUCGAUGAAGAACUACAGACCUCAGUGAAAUAUUAAUUUAGAUUAUGAAUAGACCUCAGUGAUUUUAAGUUGAUUAUAGUUCUGAAUUUCUAAUUGAAAUCCCUUGACAGACUUGGGAGUUUAUAGCUUUAUACAGAGUUAAAAAUAAGGAGGAUCUGUUGAACUAUGAA
This is a messenger RNA of Linum tenue, 2076 nucleotides long. NCBI's taxonomy places the organism in Eukaryota, Viridiplantae, Streptophyta, Magnoliopsida, Malpighiales, Linaceae. The record is from the annotation of a GenBank genome assembly.